AUGCUGACAUCCGUUCUCAGGCCUUCGACGGCCUCGCUCCUGCGCGGCGGCAUCGCCUCCCGUCGCGCCCUCUCCACCUCGGCCUCUCUCCGUGCCGACCGGGCUCCCCCCGGCACCCUCAACAAGUACUCGCGCAUCAUCACCAAGCCCAAGGACCAGGGCGCCUCCCAGGCCAUGCUCUACGCCACCGACGGCAUCGAGUCCGACGAGGAUCUCACCCGCGCCAUGGUCGGCAUCGGCUCCAUCUGGUACGAGGGUAAUCCGUGCAACGCCCACCUGCUCGCCAUCUCGCAGCGCGUCAAAAAGUCGGUCCAGGAAGCCGGUCUCACUGGUUACCAGUUUGGCGCCGUCGGUGUCUCGGACGGUAUCUCUAUGGGCACCGACGCCAUGUCCUACUCUCUCCCCUCGCGUGACUUGAUUGCGGACUCCGUCGAGUCCGCCUGCGGUGGCCACUGGCUCGACGGCGCCGUCGUGAUUCCUGGAUGUGACAAGAACAUGCCCGGCGUUCUGAUGGCUCUGGGUCGUCUCAACCGUCCCGGUAUCAUGCUCUACGGAGGCACCAUCCGCCCCGGUGGAUGCUCCAGCGUUCCAGGCACCCUCGACAUUGUCUCGGCCUUCCAGUCCUACGGUCAGUACCUUGCCAACGGCGGCACCCCGGACGCCGAAAAGAUCCGCUACGAUACCGUCCGCAACGCCUGCCCCGGCCCCGGUGCCUGCGGCGGCAUGUACACCGCCAACACCAUGGCCUCGUGCGCCGAAGCUCUCGGUAUGACCCUCCCAGGCAGCUCGUCGUUCCCCGCAGAGUACCCCGAAAAGAUCGCCGAGGCCGAAAACAUGGGUGCCGCCAUGCGUCUCGUGCUUGAAAAGGACAUCAAGCCGCGCGACAUUAUGACGCGCGCCGCUUUCGAGGAUGCCAUUGCGCUCACCAUGGUGCUCGGAGGCUCCACCAACGCCGUCUUGCAUCUCAUCGCCAUCGCACACUCGGUCGGCAUCCAGCUCGACAUUGACGAGUUCCAGCGCAUUGCCGACACCACGCCCUUCCUCGCCAACUUGAAACCGUCGGGCAAGUACGUCAUGGAAGACGUGCACUCGAAGCUCGGCGGCAUCCCCACCGUCAUCCAGUACUGUAUCGAGAACAAGCUCAUGAAGGGAGAGCACAUGACUGUCACCGGGCGCACGCUGGCCGAGAACGUCGACCGAUGGACGCACGCACGCGGCAAGCUCCCGACCAACCAGGACGUCCUCUACCCCGUCGACAAGCCGCUCAAGAGCACCGGGCAUAUCCGUAUCCUCAAGGGCAACCUCUCGCCCGGCGGUGCUGUUGCCAAGAUCACCGGCAAGGAGGGUCUGCGAUUCACGGGCAAAGCGCGAGUGUUUGACACCGAGGACGCCAUGGUCGCCGCCGUCGAGAAGGGCGAGAUCAAGAAGGGCGAGAAAACCGUCAUCGUGCUCCGCUACAAGGGUCCCAAGGGCGGGCCCGGGAUGCCCGAGAUGCUGAAGCCCACCAGUCUCAUCAUGGGCGCCGGUCUCGGCCAGGAUGUCGCCUGCCUGACCGACGGUCGUUUCUCCGGUGGCAGUCACGGCUUUGUCAUUGGCCACGUCGUUCCCGAGGCGCAAGUCGGCGGCCCGAUCGGGCUUGUUCAGGACGGCGAUGUCAUCAGCAUCGAUGCCGAGACCAACACGCUCGAGCUGGUCGGUGUUUCCGAGGCGGACCUGGAGAAGCGUCGCGAGGCGUGGAAGCCGUUGCCGCUCAAGCCCAAGUCGGGUCACUUGCUCAAGUUUGUUCGCAACGUCGCGGAUGCUUCGCACGGCUGCAUCACUGACAAGUGA
Messenger RNA from Sporisorium graminicola, 1830 nucleotides. RefSeq lists its product as uncharacterized. The transcript has a single exon. The coding region runs from base 1 to 1830 and encodes 609 amino acids. Gene Ontology annotation, molecular function: dihydroxy-acid dehydratase activity. Lineage: Eukaryota; Fungi; Basidiomycota; Ustilaginomycetes; Ustilaginales; Ustilaginaceae. The record is from RefSeq and is a predicted model, not a curated record. Gene Ontology annotation, cellular component: mitochondrion. Gene Ontology annotation, biological process: branched-chain amino acid biosynthetic process.